AUGUUUUCUUGCCAGGUCUCGGGCCCGGACGUAGGGGAGAGCGUGUUCCGCGUGCCCUGUCGAGGUCGCUGCCGGCGACGACGUCCGCUGCUCCGCACUGCUCCGCCUCAGCCGGGUCGACCCGCUUCUCUGCAAUCCCAGUUCAUUGUGUCACCCGCUGCUCCUGGCAUUAAGCAUAACCACACCAUCACUAGAAGUAAAGCAACAAUCGAGCAAGUCGAUGAAUAUGGGGCCAGGGAAAGAGUGCCUUCAUCAUGGCACAUGGUAUGCCGCCUGGAUGGUCUCGUGUUGCCAUGUAAGUCUCGCUGUCCCCUCGUGUCUCCUCUUCAUGUGGCAGCGGGACCCAUGUUGUGGUGUGGCGGCGAGACGGGUGCUUGCGGUCAGCCUCAUGAAUGUCCGGAACAUUACACUGGUGUCAUGGUGGCCCUGGAAUGUGCCUGUGCGUGCCGCGUGAACGACUAUAAGUUCUCGUGCUUACUCGACAUCCUGGAGGAGCACAUCAUUGCCACCGCGCAGGUCAACUAUUGUCACCUGCCCGUCGACAUCACCUUCCAUGUGAAUCAUCAGUAUGGCAAAGGUAAAAGCCACUACUGGACGUACACUUUCGUCACGACCAACCAGAACGAACGCGUCCUCAUACCCGGGCUGCAGCUGCCCUCGGCCCCCCACGCCCCCGUGUACUUGUAUGUUCGAGUCCCAGAGAGAGAUUUCAGCUUGCACAACACCUCCUUUGUCUCCAUAGAGGCCUCCUUCGUCGCAGAGCUCAAGAAUAACGAGUGGGAGGAAGCCGAGUUCAUCAACCACACUAUCUACAUCAGGUCGACAGAGGACUGUCGCUUUAGCUCCUCAGGACAGGACCCGAUACCAUGGAUAAUUGGAUGUUUGUUUGCCAUCAUACUUGUCUGUGGAGGCAUUGGAGUGGGAUGUUACCUAUACCGCCGUAAGAAGAUGGCUGUUGACCAACUGGCUCUUGUUAAUGCCAUGGAGGUUGGUUUGCCUGGAGCCCAACCAUAUCAGAUGGGAACAGUGGAAAACAAGUCUGACAGAACACCAGCUGAUUCACAAAGGAAAACAGACAAGGAAGAAAAUAUUUCUAAAGAAAACAAGGGCAAGCAGGCAACAGUAGAAGAAGAUGAAGAUGAAAUAAGUGGCAAGAAAGGUUUCAAAUUUAACAGAUUGAAAGAAGAGAAACCUGAAAUGCCAAAGAACUAUGUAAAAGGCAUUGAUAACUCUGUCAUCAUCGGUAACCCAGCAUAUCUAGAAGAAGUAGAUCAAGUGCAAAACAAAGGCAGUUCAGGAGAGGAACAUGUCCAUAGGAAUCAAGUAGAUCAGAAUAGCAGUAAUAUCUCCAGGAAUGAGGUGUAUGAAGUCAGUAAAGAGAUCUCCAGUCAAAACAUGAGACAGAUGAAUCCUGAAGUGGACUGUUAUGAAAACGAUGUAACAGAUAAUGGGCCUAAAGUCUGCCAAGAUGAGAUGGAACCUUCACAACUUUCAGAUGAUAGUUCAGACAGCAGUUUGCAGGUGGGCCAGGGUGCUCGUCCCAAAGUGAGAGGAGUUGCAGCAUCAAUCACAGGUUCUACAACAGUUGCAGGAGAUGCUAGUGAUGCACAUACUGAAUCUCAGAAAUGCUUAUAAAUAGUGUUCUCUCUAUAUAAAAACAAACUUUCUGUGGGAGAUAAAUUUUUCAUACUUAGUUUUAGAUGGAGAGGUAAAGAAAAAAGAGCAGAAGAUACAUAUUCUUAUAUUUACUGUUCUAUCAUUGAACAUUAUUCCACUUACGUCUCAUGUCUUGGUAGGGUCAGGUAUUUGUUCCCCUCCCCCCCAUCCCUCCCUCCCUCCCUCCCUCCCUCCCUCCCUCCCUCCCCCU
Messenger RNA from Penaeus chinensis, 1867 nucleotides. RefSeq lists its product as uncharacterized. Bases 1 to 1635 code for a protein of 544 amino acids. The transcript has 10 exons. Lineage: Eukaryota; Metazoa; Arthropoda; Malacostraca; Decapoda; Penaeidae. The record is from RefSeq and is a predicted model, not a curated record.